AUGAAUCUUUCACCAAAAGCAAAGGACGCGUGCAACAUUAUUGCUGACUUGUAUGUACCCGAACAGAGAAUUAUCCUUGAAAAGCUCGUCCUUGAAGGUACAUUCGGUCGUCUAUAUCUGGGACGAAUACAUAGGAAAGCAAACAAGAGGAAAGCACGACCAGAACGAUGGGAAAAAGCGUUGGUUAAAUCUGUUUCCG
Messenger RNA from Opisthorchis viverrini, 199 nucleotides. RefSeq lists its product as hypothetical. The record is from RefSeq and is a predicted model, not a curated record. The transcript is spliced from 2 exons. NCBI's taxonomy places the organism in Eukaryota, Metazoa, Platyhelminthes, Trematoda, Opisthorchiida, Opisthorchiidae. The annotation marks the transcript as partial.